AUGGACAGGCAGCAUCCUGAAAGGCCACACAGCCGCGCCUCGGCGGGCAGGACGUCGCCGGCCCUGUCCUACAACCCCAGAAUCUCCUCCCAUGUCUCCACAUCCAUGAAUGACACAUCUUACACAAAGGGACCUCAGGACUCUGACCGCAGGGACAGAGAGUUGCACCCCACCACCAUCCUGAUCCACAAGUCGCAGAGCAGCCAGGCCGUACUGGUACCCCAGGAGCACAAGAUGUUCAUGGAGGAAGCCUACAACUCAGCCAUCUGCUUCAAGAUGCUCCGGGACAUGAGUGGGUCCGAUCCCUUCCACCUGAAGUACGUCUUCAAGAAGAUCAAGAACAUGGCUCACAUGUCCCCCAACCUGGUGUUGGAGACCAUCCAUGACUACUUCAUAGAAAACCCGGAGAUCUCCACCUGGCACAAGUUCCGGCUGUUUCAGGCCCUGGAAAUCGUCAUUAGAUCCAGUGACUUUCUGGACGAGAACUGGGAGAAAAUCUUCAUGAGGCUGGCCUUGGAGAACAUGACCAAGUCCACGGAGCUGGAAGACGCAUUCCAGGACGCGGCUGGCAACGUGCUGGUGGGCAUCUGCAAGCACUCGUGGCGGGCCGUGGCCCAGCAUCUGGAGGCAGAGCUGCUGACGGGCAUCUUCCCGCACCGCAGCCUGCUCUACGUGAUGGGCGUCCUGUCCUCUGACAAGGAGCUGUUCAACAAGGAAGACAAGGAGAGCUGGGAGGAGCUGCUGACCCAGAUAGCUGUCAAGUCAGUCCCGUUCCUGAACACAGAUAUGUGGUCCAAGGAGCUGCUCUGGGCACUCACCAAACCCAGCCGGACCCAACAGGAGCUGCCCCCAGAAAAGGCCUUCCUGUUCACCUACUAUGGACUGAUCCUUCAAGCUGAAGGGAACAGUGCCACGGUCAAGACACACCUGCGAGCCCUCCUGGAAACGUCCCACCAGUGGCCCAAGCAGAGGGAGGGCAUUGCUCUCACCAUGGGGCUGGCUGCAGUCCAACACCUGGAUGAUGUCUGGGUCAUCCUGGAGCAGUUUGGCCGGAGCGCACCCAUCAAGUGGAGCCUCCACAGCUUCUCCCAGAAGAACUUGGAGGACCUCCGGUGGAAAUGGGCCAGCAGCACCAUCCUCCUCGCGUACGGCCAGGUGGCGGCCAGGGCCAGGGCCCACAUCCUCCCUCGGGUGGACAACGUCUUGUCGCGGAUGAUCUUCUACUUCCAGUACAGCUCCUGGGACGAGACCCUGAAGCAGAGCUUCCUCACUGCCAUCCUGAUGCUCACGGCGGCCAUCAGCCGGGGCAAGGGCGCCCGCAGCUACGAGUUCUCCCAGGUCCCCGAGCUGCUGCAGUGUCUGAUGGUUCUGAUGGAGAAGGAGCCCCAGGACACUCUGUGCACGCAGAGUCGCCAGCAGACCCUGCACAUCAUCUGCAGCCUCUGUCAGCUGAGGCCACCCCUGGACUUGGAAAAGAAAUCGCAGCUGCUCUCCACCUGCUUCCGCAGCGUGUUUGCUCUGCCACCACUCGACGCCCUGGAGAAACACUCCUGCCUCUAUCUGGAGCCACCCAACAUCGAGGUGCGGCCCGAGGCAUGUAUGGCUCGCAGGGUACAGUCUCUGCACCUAGCCUCUGAGUGCCUGUUGCAAAGGGCAGGGCAGCUGGUGUUAACUGAGCACCUACUAUGUGCCAGCCCCUUCCCAGUAGUGACCCAAGGGGCCCUGAGGGACUGCCCUGGUCACCCGCCCUUGAAGCCAGCCCCGCUGGGCAUGAACUCGCCUGGGCCACUCUGCAAUCUGUGCCCCUCAGUGGUCCUGCACACCUCCCUGCCCAGUGUCCACGUCUGCUCCCUGUUCAACAAGACCGCGGAGGAGCUGGACCACAUGCUGCAGAGCUUCAUCACACUGAACCCCACGCACAAGGAGCUGCACUUCCUGCUGUCGCACAUGUACAUCUGGCUGGCAUCGGAGAAGGCACACGAGCGACAGCGGGCUGUAAGCAGCUGCACCAGCCUCCUCAAAUUCCUGAGGCACAACCUCCACCUGGACCCAAACGGGAACUUCAAGCGGAUCGGGCAGCUGGUGGGCAUGCUGGGGAUCCUCUGCCAGGACCCAGACGGGGCCACCCAGCGCACCAGCCUGGAAGGGAUGGGCCAUCUCCACAAGCUCCUGAUGUGCCACAAAGCAGGAGAAGCCCCACAGGUAGAAUCGCAGAACCCCAAGAAGCUCUCUCAACCCAGUGAGGAUGAAACCCCCCUCUGGGGCAGUGGAGACCAGAGGGCCACUCCUCCACCCUCCCAGGAGACGGCGUUCCCAAAGGAGCAAGACCGCAUCUUCCAGCUAGGCAGCUCCCAAGUCAUCAAGGAGAUCACACAGCAUCUCACGCUGGUGGAGCUGAAUGAUCUCCUCUGGAUGACCAUCAACAGCCUGGGCUCCAGCAGCCCCUUCCGCGUGCAGGCAGCUGCCGAGAUGCUACAUGCUGUGGUCCAGGAGCAUGGGGCCAAGCUGCAGACCGUGGCCAACAUGGGCCGGGCCAUCCACCUCCACCUUUGCUCUAUGCGCAUCCCCCAAGCCAAGGAAAACACCCUGCGCGCCAUCACCCUGCUGGCCCGGAGCCACACCCCCGAGCUGGUGGCGACCUUCCUGGACUUCUCUAUCCCCCUGGACAGCAACGCCUUCCAGCUGUGGAAGGCCCUGGGGACCGAGCAGCCGGUGAGCCAACUGGUGCUGACCAUGCUGCUGACCUGGCUGCACAAUCGGCCCCUGCCUACCGGUGCCAGCGACAGUGGCCCCAAGGAGAAGCCCUACCUGCGCUCGCUGGCCGCCAUGAACACGCUGCACGAGCUGCAGUUCGCCCGAGAGUUCAAGAAGGCCGUGCAGGAGGCCUACCCCGAGCUCUUCCUGGCCCUCCUCACCCAGAUGCACUACAUCUUGGAGCUGAACCUGCCCGAGGAGCCUCAGCCCAGGCAGCAGGCCCAGGGGGCGGCCACACCCAGCCCCCAGAGCUGCAGCACAUCGCUGGAGGCACUGAAGAGCCUGCUGUCCACCACGGGACACUGGCACGAUUUCGCCCAUCUGGAGCUACAGGGCGCCUGGGAGCUCUUCGCCACCAUCCACACCUACCCGAAGGGCGUGGGCCUCCUCGCCAGGGCCAUGGUGCAAAACCACUGCAGGCAGAUCAAGGCAGUUCUCAGCCAGCUGCUGUCCAGCUUGCAGAAGAGCCUACAGGAGCGGGAAAGGAAGGCAGCCAUGCUCAUCCUCACUGAGUUCCUCUACAGCCCUGCCCUGCUGGAGGUCCUCCCCAAACAGGCUGCCCGGACUGUGCUGGGGCGAGGCCUCAGGGACCCCAGCCCCGAAGUCCGCAUGUUGAGCCUGCAGGGCCUGGGGAACAUCCUCUUCCAACCAGACAAGGGAAACCUGCUCCGCAGGCAGCUGCCGUUCUUCUUAGAAGGAUUCUUCCAGAACAGUGAGACCGUGGUCGUGCGCAUUAUGGACACCGUGUCAGACGUGCUGCACCACCUUGGCUCACAAGGCGCAGGUCCCCAGAGCCUCAGCGUCGCCAUCAACGCCUGCUCAUUCUUCAAUGACGAGCGGGACAAGAUUCGGGCGGCAGCCAUGGCACUGUUUGGAGACCUGGUGGCAGCGAUGGCAGACGGGGAGCUGAGCAGCCUGCGCACCCAGGUGCACCAGAGCAUGGUGCCCUUGCUCCUGCACCUGAAGGACGAAUGCCCAGCUGUCGCCAUGCAGGCCAAGUUCGCCUUCUACCGCUGUGCCGUGCUGCUGCGCUGGAGGCUACGGCACACCCUCUUCUGCACACUGGCCUGGGAGAGGGGCCUCAGCGCCCGCCACUUCCUCUGGACCUGCCUGAUGACCCACAGCCAGGAGGAGUUCAGCAUCCACUUGUCACAGGCCAUCAGCUACCUGCACAGCCACCACUGCCACAUCAAGAUGUGGGCUGCACUCUUCAUAGGUUAUACCAUCUGUCACCACCCCCAGGCUGUGUCCCAGAUGGUGAACAACAUUGACUCCAACCUGCUGCUCCGCACUUUUGAAGAUCUCAAGAAAGACCCAGAGCCUGGCAUCCGGGAAUUCGCCACCAGGCAGCUCUCCAUCCUUCCAGAGGUGUUGGCCAGACCCCAGCAGUGA
Lemur catta (Ring-tailed lemur) is the source of this 4146-nucleotide messenger RNA. Its product is annotated as maestro heat-like repeat family member 5. Gene Ontology annotation, cellular component: cytoplasm. The record is from RefSeq and is a predicted model, not a curated record. The coding region runs from base 1 to 4146 and encodes 1381 amino acids. Lineage: Eukaryota; Metazoa; Chordata; Mammalia; Primates; Lemuridae. The transcript is spliced from 32 exons.